Molecule: messenger RNA, 1431 nt
Organism: Pedinophyceae sp. YPF-701
Lineage: Eukaryota; Viridiplantae; Chlorophyta; Pedinophyceae
Source: the annotation of a GenBank genome assembly
AUGCCGCCGCGCCAGCCGCCUCCGCCCCUCCCGGCCAAGGCGCACGACGCACCCGCGGCUGAUGCGAGCGUCCGGUUGACGGAGAGGCAGCAGAAGAUCAGCGACCGCAUGAAGCAGCAGCAGGCGAGGGUGACGGAGCGCUUCGAGCGGUCAGGCGCAGCGGAAGAGCUGGCGGCGCUCGGAGGCAGCGGCAGCGGCACCUUCCCAACAACGCCAGCGGGGGCGCUGAAGAGGUGCAGCGACCACCUCACGGACUACGAGCAGAGCGAGGUCUUGGACUUCCCGCAGAUCUACUUCACUGGCAAGGGUGCGCGCAAGAUCAAGGGGACCCCUCGCAAUCCGGACCUGAACUUUGGGUACGACGACGACCGGGGUGACUACCUGAUCACGUUGGGCGACCACGUGGCAUAUCGAUACGAGAUCCUCGGCAUUCUCGGCAAGGGGUCGUUCGGACGGGUGGUCAAGGCGCUGGACCACAAGACGGGCACCGAGGUGGCCCUGAAGGUGAUCAGGAACAAGAAGCGGUUCCACCAGCAGGCGCUGAUCGAGGUCAAGAUCCUCGAGCACCUGCGGCACAUGGACGAGGGCGGCCGGAACCACGUGAUCCACCUGGACAGCUACAUGUACUUCCGGAACCACCUCUGCAUCUCCUUCGAGCUCCUCUCCAUCAACCUCUACGAGCUGCUGAAGAAGAACCACUUCCGCGGCUUCCCGGAGUCGCUCAUCUGCCGGUUCUCGCAGCAGAUCCUGCGCGCGCUCUCCUUCCUCCGGCAGCUCAACAUCGUGCACUGCGACCUCAAGCCCGAGAACAUCCUCCUCAGACACGCGCAGCGGUCCGGGGUCAAGGUCAUCGACUUCGGGUCGUCCUGCUUCGAGCAGGAGCGGUCGUUCACCUACAUCCAGUCCAGGUUCUACCGGUCGCCAGAGGUCAUCCUGGGGGUGUCCUACUCCACGCCCAUCGACAUGUGGUCGCUCGGAUGCAUCGUCGCGGAGCUCCGCACGGGCAGCCCGAUCUUCCCCGGAGAGAACGAGCACGACCAGAUAUUGUGCAUCAUGGAGGUCCUUGGGCUGCCCCCGGCCAGCCUUGUGGAUCGCGGCAGCCGGCGGAGGCACUUCUUCGACAGCGCGCGGCAGCCCAGGAUCGUCCCGAACUCGAGAGGAAGGGUUCGACAGCCGGGCAACAAGUCGCUCAAAGGCGUGCUGGGUGGCUCAGACGCGGGCUUCAUCGACUUCGUGCGGCGAUGUCUGACGUGGGACCCGGAGGAGAGGUUGACCCCUGACGAGGCGCUCAACCACCCCUGGAUCCUCCAGGACCGCGCUCCGAGGCAAGCGGUUGCUGCGCACGGCAGCAGCGGAGUCAUCGCGCGCAGCUUGUCCCAGGAGGCCCAGCGCACGGCGCCCCUGCCACCGCUGUCGGGUGGGCACCACUGA